Messenger RNA from Lagopus muta (rock ptarmigan), 3013 nucleotides. RefSeq names its product leucine rich repeat neuronal 4 (gene LRRN4). The record is from RefSeq and is a predicted model, not a curated record. Lineage: Eukaryota; Metazoa; Chordata; Aves; Galliformes; Phasianidae. The transcript is spliced from 5 exons. Gene Ontology annotation, molecular function: protein binding. The coding region runs from base 558 to 2909 and encodes 783 amino acids.
UACUCCCAAGUGCAAGUGUCUUACAGAGAAAUGUAAAUACUUUAAGCCUUUUAUUGGUGCGCAGAGUUAUCAACACCCUUGUCAGCAGAUGGAGCAGAGCUCCACAUCGUUACAAUCCGUCCACAGAAAAAAAUCCAGAAGAAUUCCUCUCCCCUCCCAAGCUCCCUCCGUCCGCGGAAGAUGCGAUGGGUGGGACUGGAGGCACCUCUCCGUUGCCUUUACGCCCGUGCUCAGCAGAAGACGGAGGCAGCAGGCCUGCCUGGGGAGCGGCGCUGAGAGACGGCAGCCCUCCCACCCUUCUGCGAGGGGGGAACGCAGCGGAGCCAGCCCCUCUCCAGGCAGGGGGAGCGAGCCUGGAACAAACGUCGCCUGCGUUGUGGGCAGAGCCGCGAGCAGGGGAAGCCGGGAACAGAACACAGACCUUACACGCUCCUCGGCUGAGUCACCAGAGUGUAUAAAACAGAGCCCGGCAGCUCGCGUUGCGCGAAAGGGGAGGCACGAGGCAUCGGGACUCUCGGGCAGAUCUUGCAACUAACUGUAAGCCAUCCAGCAGGAAGAUGCUCUCCUUCUUGCUCAUCAUUUGUCUGCUGGCAAGAAACACAGCAUCAGGCCUGGUGAGCAGAGCAGAGCCUGCAGCAUCCAGGGAUGUCACCACCUUUUUCCAGCUGGCUCAGGGAGACCACUGGGAGAACGUUAAUCUCACCAGCAUGUCCUGCGAGGAUUGGAAGAACAGGACAUGGAUCACCCUGCAGCUGACCAACAGCAGCCUGACGGCUUUCCCCAUCUGCCUGCCAGAGGCCCUGCAGACCUUGGAUCUCAGCAACAACCUCUUAGAAGAGGUGAAUGGCACAGAAAUAGCAAAUCUCCCACAGCUGCGCAUCCUAGUACUGAGGCAGAACCUUCUCCAGGCAGUCAAGUGGGGGUCGGAAACCUUCAGCAGCCUUCAUUCACUGGACUUAAGCUUUAACAAGCUGUCCUCUGUGCCAUCGUGCCACACCUCUUCCAUGCCUAACCUGAGGUGGCUGUCCUUGGCUGGAAAUCCACUGAUUGAAAUCCAGCCACUGGCUUUUUCCUGUUACCCCCAGCUACAGUUCCUGAACCUCUCCACAACUCUGCUUGGGCAGGAAGGCAGAAGGGGAAUUCAGGAGUCUGCUUUUGCCAUCAGUCUCUCCCCUGGCGAUGCCCUGCACAGUCCCGAGAACACCAUCAGCGUGCUUGAUCUGAGCGGGACCUUUCUCGAGAGAAUUCAAGUUGAGUGGACCAGAGACUUGCCCAACCUCAGAUUUCUUCACCUGACAAAGAUGCCAAAAUUACAAAGUCUUGAUACCGACUUCAGGUCUAUGCCUCACCUCAGAGAGCUGAACUGCCGUGACUCCCAUUCUCUGGGUUUUGUGAGGACAGAGAUGUUUGAAAGCACACCUAACCUAAGCCAUCUCUCCUUUCAAAACUGUAACCUGAGUUCCUUUAAUUCUUGGAACACCAAUUCCUCAGACAGUAUCAUCAUCAACUUGCAUGGAAAUCCUCUGCUAUGUGACUGUAGGCUCUCCUGGCUGCUCUCCACACCCAAGAUUGUGCUGCAAAAGGUUUUGGACACUUUUUGCACCACAUCCCAAGAAAACGGGGACAGGCCUUCAGUUUCUUUUUCACUGCAAGAUCUCUACAGUAAAUGCCAGGCUGAGGAGGAUAUCUCACUGCCCGAUUCAAACACACCCUCCAGCCAAGGAGACGCUUUCAGCCUUGCCAGCUACUACACCACGACUGCAGCAAUGACAACAGACUCUGCUCCGCUAACCAAAGACACUUACAUUCGUCUGAAUGAGGAAGCCAGUGUAAUGAGCACAACCUCAGCCAACCCAGCUGAGCUGAUGCUCACGAAAGCCAACAGUUCCUCCCCCGAGGACGAGGCAGUUUCCGAAUCCAUGAGCCAUCCCCCUUUCCUUGCAUCUCUAACCACCUCCCCCGGUUUUCUCAGAGAGCUCUACAGCCAGACCACGGAUUAUGGCUCUGUGAGUCAAACUGAAACACUGAAGCAGCUCCAAGGAGAGCUCAGAAAAACUCACAUGGCAUUUCCCCAGGAACGCCUAUUCAGCCAGCCCACUAGCGAGCAUUCUACUCCAGCAACAGGAAAACCAGAUGCCAUUCCCCAUUACAUUCACUCCUUUGCUGUGGAAAGGACACCACAAACAAAUCUACGGCAGCCAAACUCCACAAAGUCCAGCACUCAGUCAGCAUCCACACCCACCCGGCCACGGAUCCACUACGUAGAUGACUACGAAUACAGCGAGGAGACAACGGAACCCCCUGUGCAACAAACGUACACCUCCUGUGACUACAACCCAUGCAGACACCUUCAGAAGCCGUGCAGCGAACUUCAGAGAGCAUCCCCAUGCUUAUGUCCUGGCAUGUCAACAGAAAAUGAAAUUCCAGACCCGCCGAGGCUCAGAGAGGUGUCUGAAGUCACAGACAGCUCUGCACAGAUACACUGGUGCGCCCCAAACUCCGUUGUUCGUACCUAUCAGUUGAUGCUCCGUGACCAAGGCGAUGAGGAAGGACAGCUUGUCCUGGAGAACAUUUACUCCACAGCGAGGCAGUACACCCUGUAUAACCUCUCCCCAUACACCACUUACCACGUUUGUGUGACUGCUUCCAACAGCGCAGGGUUAAGCCACACAGUAAACCAAGGAAUUGCAGGCAAUUCGUGCGCCAGGUUCAGGACAAAGCCCAGCUACAAGUCUGUCUUUGCUGCUCUGUCUGCAGCAAGUGGACUCUUCCUCAUUUCCACAAUUAUUUUGUCCAUCUGUCUGUGCAAGGCACGUAAGAAGCCUCACAGUGAGCAGUACAGUACGCAUCUAGUCUCCUACAAAAACCCAGCAUUUGAUUACCCAUUAAAGUUACAAAGUGCAGAUUAGCACUAGGUGAUUGUUCUACACAUUCCAAGGUCGCUAUCUCUAUCACUUUGGUAUGUUUUCCUUUAUCAAGAAGUCCUUCAGCAAAAAAAAAAAAAAAAAGGAAA